This is a messenger RNA of Caenorhabditis briggsae, 1578 nucleotides long. Lineage: Eukaryota; Metazoa; Nematoda; Chromadorea; Rhabditida; Rhabditidae. Bases 1 to 1578 code for a protein of 525 amino acids. The record is from RefSeq and is a predicted model, not a curated record. Gene Ontology annotation, cellular component: cytosol. Gene Ontology annotation, molecular function: polyubiquitin modification-dependent protein binding; damaged DNA binding. The transcript has 8 exons. Gene Ontology annotation, biological process: nucleotide-excision repair; proteasome-mediated ubiquitin-dependent protein catabolic process.
AUGGCCACCGAGGGUGCACUCAUCAAGGUAACUGUCAAAUCCCCAUCUCAACGAUUCGAUGUGGAGAUUUCUCCAAGUGCCUCAAUCUCUGAAUUGAAAGACAAAGUUCUCCUUUCGGUGCCAACUGCCAACAAGGAACAAAUAUGCAUAAUUUAUACUGGUAAAAUUCUGAAAGACGACGAAACCCUUGUUCAGAACAAAAUCUCUGACGGUCACACUGUUCACUUGGUAGUUAGAAAUCAAAAUCGUCCAGCAGGACCUGCAUCAAGUCCUGCAGCCGCUUCCACUGCUCCACCACCUUCUAGUCAACCAUCCGCCGCUCCACCACCAUCUGGAAAUCCGUUUGGUGGAUUCGGAACAAUGGGAGGAGCAUCGCCAGCCGAUAUUCUCAACAAUCCGGAUGCCGUGCGGAGCGUUAUGGAUAACCCAAUUACUCAGCAGCUUCUCAGCAACCCAGAGUUCAUGCGAACCAUCAUUCAAUCGAAUCCAGGUUUCCAGGAGAUGAUCGAGAGUAACCCAGAAGUUGGUCAUAUUCUGAACGAUCCAAAUAUCAUGCGCCAGACGAUGGAGAUGAUUCGCAAUCCUAAUAUGUUUCAAGAGAUGAUGCGUAAUCACGAUCAGGCAAUUAGAAACUUGCAGGGAAUUCCCGGCGGAGAAGCUGCACUUGAGCGUCUCUACAACGAUGUUCAAGAACCACUCAUGAAUAGUGCAUCUAACUCGCUCAGAGGAAAUCCAUUCGCGUCUUUGAGAGGUCAACAAUCGAACGAACCACGUGUCGAUCGUGCCGGACAGGAAAAUAAUGAGGCUCUUCCAAAUCCAUGGGCUUCCAACAACAGCAGUUCAAACAACGCGUCGAACAAUAGAUCGGCUGAUUUUAAUUCAAUGAUGGAUUCUCCCGGAUUCGGAUCGCUUAUGGAACAGAUGAUGUCGAAUCCAAGCAUGCAGGCUAGCAUGUUCAGUCCAGAAGUUGUAAACUCGAUUCGCCAGAGUAUGACUAACAAUCCAGCACUAAUAGAUGCGGUUAUCGGAUCUAUGCCAACAGCUCGUGACAAUCCACAAAUCACCGAGAGUAUCCGCCGAAACUUCCCACAAAUGCUCUCCAUGAUGUCCGAUCCAUCGGUGAUGCAAGCUAUGCAAAAUCCACGUGUCAGUCAGGCUUUCCGUCAGAUUCAAGACGGAUUCGCCACAUUGAGGCAAGAGGCUCCCCAGCUGCUGAACAUGUUCCACGCACAAGCGGGACCUGGAAUGGACCAGUUGUUCGGGAAUGCAGCUGCCAAUGCUGCCGCUGGAACCACGGGAACUCCGUCCGCUGCUUCAACUGCUGCAGGUGGUGUUGGAAAUGGAAUGAGUGGUCUUGCUGAUUUGAUCAGGCACAUGAAUAUGGGUGGACGGCAAGCCGCCGGCGGCGCUCCAGCUGCUGCUGCACCAGCCAAUCCGGAACAAACCUAUGCUUCGCAACUUGAGCAACUUCAAUCGAUGGGAUUCUCGGAUCGUGCUAGAAACAUUGCAGCCCUCACCGCUGCAUUCGGAGAUCUCAACGCGGCUGUCGAACGUCUUCUCAACUCUCCACCACAGUAA